Molecule: messenger RNA, 493 nt
Organism: Pneumocystis carinii B80
Lineage: Eukaryota; Fungi; Ascomycota; Pneumocystomycetes; Pneumocystales; Pneumocystaceae
Exons: 4
Coding region: 47-493 (148 amino acids)
Source: RefSeq, a predicted model, not a curated record
AAUAUAUUCUACUGAUUUCAUUCGUUUAACUCUUUAUCCCUAGAAAAUGGACUCCGAUUCAUCAACCAGUGUAUCUCAAAUAACUGAAAAUGAAUGGGAUGAUUUUUUUGAAACAGAAUCUGCUGCACAGUGUCUAUUCUGUCCUUCUAAAUUUGAUAAUACACAGUUUGUUUAUAAACAUUGUCAAGAAGUUCAUGCUUUUAAUUUAGAAGCACUUCGCAAACAUUUUAAUCUUGAUUUCUAUAAUACAAUUCGUCUCAUUAAUUAUAUUCGUGAUCAAGUAAAUAAAGGGUUAUCUCCAAAUGUAAUGGCACCAGAAAAUUAUGUUGGUCAUGAUAUAUAUUUACGACCUGUACUUGAGGACGAUCGUUUACUUAUGGACUUGAAAGAUGAUGAUGAUAGUGACGAUAAUGAUAACAAUGUAUAUACUAGUUCAAAAGAAAAAGAUAACCCAUUAUCAAAUUUAUCUAAUGAAGAAAAUCAUAAACCCUAA